Molecule: messenger RNA, 3102 nt
Organism: Bacillus rossius redtenbacheri
Lineage: Eukaryota; Metazoa; Arthropoda; Insecta; Phasmatodea; Bacillidae
Product: collagen alpha-1(III) chain-like
Exons: 4
Coding region: 1-3102 (1033 amino acids)
Source: RefSeq, a predicted model, not a curated record
AUGGAUCCAUUUCUUUUAGUCGCAGCCCCGAGGGACGGCGGCACACCACCAAGCAGUCACGACACACCUCCAUGCAGCCGCAAAGGGACGGCUGCACUCCGCCACAAAGGUAUUUCGGUGCUCUGCCGCAGAGCAGCCCUGAGAGACAGCACUCCGCCACUCAACAGCGAAGGCAGGGCGGCGCUCCGCCACGCAGCCCCGAAGGGACGGCGGGGCUCCACCACGCAGCUGCAGGGGAUGGCAGCACACAGUGAUGUUGCCCAGAAGGAGAGCGGCGGCACACCGCCACGCAGCCCCGAGGGAUGGCGGCACACCGCCACGCAGACCCGAGGGACGGCGGGAGCCCCGAGGGACGGCGGCAGCCCCGAGGGAUGGCGGCACACCGCCACGCAGACCCGAGGGACGGCGGGAGCCCCGAGGGACGGAGGCACGACCGCCACGCAGACCCGAGGGACGGCGGCAGCACCGAGGGACGGCGGCAGCCCCGAGGGACGGAGGCACGACCGCCACGCAGACCCGAGGGACGGCGGCAGCCCCGAGGGACGGCGGCAGCCCCGAGGGACGGCGGCAGCCCCGAGGGACGGAGGCACGACCGCCACGCAGACCCGAGGGACGGCGGCAGCCCCGAGGGACGGCGGCAGCCCCGAGGGAUGGCGGCACACCGCCACGCAGACCCGAGGGACGGCGGCAGCCCCGAGGGACGGCGGCAGCCCCGAGGGAUGGCGGCACACCGCCACGCAGACCCGAGGGACGGCGGGAGCCCCGAGGGACGGCGGCAGCCCCGAGGGACGGAGGCACGACCGCCACGCAGACCCGAGGGACGGCGGCAGCCCCGAGGGACGGCGGCAGCCCCGAGGGAUGGCGGCACACCGCCACGCAGACCCGAGGGACGGCGGGAGCCCCGAGGGAUGGCGGCACACCGCCACGCAGACCCGAGGGACGGCGGGAGCCCCGAGGGGCGGCGGCAGCCCCGAGGGACGGAGGCACGACCGCCACGCAGACCCGAGGGACGGCGGCAGCCCCGAGGGACGGCGGCAGCCCCGAGGGACGGCGGCAGCCCCGAGGGACGGAGGCACGACCGCCACGCAGACCCGAGGGACGGCGGCAGCCCCGAGGGACGGCGGCAGCCCCGAGGGAUGGCGGCACACCGCCACGCAGACCCGAGGGACGGCGGCAGCCCCGAGGGACGGCGGCAGCCCCGAGGGACGGAGGCACGACCGCCACGCAGACCCGAGGGACGGCGGCAGCCCCGAGGGAUGGCGGCACACCGCCACGCAGACCCGAGGGACGGCGGCAGCCCCGAGGGACGGAGCCCCGAGGGACGGCGGCAGCCCCGAGGGACGGCGGCAGCCCCGAGGGACGGCGGCAGCCCCGAGGGACGGAGGCACGACCGCCACGCAGACCCGAGGGACGGCGGCAGCCCCGAGGGACGGCGGCAGCCCCGAGGGAUGGCGGCACACCGCCACGCAGACCCGAGGGACGGCGGCAGCCCCGAGGGACGGCGGCAGCCCCGAGGGACGGAGGCACGACCGCCACGCAGACCCGAGGGACGGCGGCAGCCCCGAGGGAUGGCGGCACACCGCCACGCAGACCCGAGGGACGGCGGCAGCCCCGAGGGACGGAGGCACGACCGCCACGCAGACCCGAGGGACGGCGGCAGCCCCGAGGGACGGCGGCAGCCCCGAGGGACGGCGGCAGCCCCGAGGGACGGCGGCAGCCCCGAGGGACGGCGGCAGCCCCGAGGGACGGCGGCAGCCCCGAGGGACGGCGGCAGCCCCGAGGGACGGAGGCACGACCGCCACGCAGACCCGAGGGACGGCGGCAGCCCCGAGGGACGGCGGCAGCCCCGAGGGAUGGCGGCACACCGCCACGCAGACCCGAGGGACGGCGGAAGCCCCGAGGGACGGCGGCAGCCCCGAGGGAUGGCGGCACACCGCCACGCAGACCCGAGGGACGGCGGGAGCCCCGAGGGACGGCGGCAGCCCCGAGGGACGGAGGCACGACCGCCACGGAGCCCCGAGGGACGGCGGCAGCCCCGAGGGACGGAGGCACGACCGCCACGCAGACCCGAGGGACGGAGGCACGACCGCCACGCAGACCCGAGGGACGGCGGCAGCCCCGAGGGACGGCGGCAGCCCCGAGGGAUGGCGGCACACCGCCACGCAGACCCGAGGGACGGCGGGAGCCCCGAGGGACGGCGGCAGCCCCGAGGGAUGGCGGCACACCGCCACGCAGACCCGAGGGACGGCGGGAGCCCCGAGGGACGGCGGCAGCCCCGAGGGACGGAGGCACGACCGCCACGCAGACCCGAGGGACGGCGGCAGCCCCGAGGGACGGCGGCAGCCCCGAGGGACGGCGGCAGCCCCGAGGGACGGAGGCACGACCGCCACGCAGACCCGAGGGACGGCGGCAGCCCCGAGGGACGGCGGCAGCCCCGAGGGAUGGCGGCACACCGCCACGCAGACCCGAGGGACGGCGGCAGCCCCGAGGGACGGCGGCAGCCCCGAGGGACGGAGGCACGACCGCCACGCAGACCCAAGGGACGGCGGCAGCCCCGAGGGAUGGCGGCACACCGCCACGCAGACCCGAGGGACGGCGGCAGCCCCGAGGGACGGAGGCACGACCGCCACGCAGACCCAAGGGACGGCGGCAGCCCCGAGGGAUGGCGGCACACCGCCACGCAGACCCGAGGGACGGCGGCAGCCCCGAGGGACGGCGGCAGCCCCGAGGGACGGAGGCACGACCGCCACGCAGACCCGAGGGACGGCGGCAGCCCCGAGGGACGGCGGGAGCCCCGAGGGACGGCGGCAGCCCCGAGGGACGGAGGCACGACCGCCACGCAGACCCGAGGGACGGCGGCAGCCCCGAGGGACGGCGGCAGCCCCGAGGGACGGCGGCAGCCCCGAGGGACGGAGGCACGACCGCCACGCAGACCCGAGGGACGGCGGCAGCCCCGAGGGACGGCGGCAGCCCCGAGGGAUGGCGGCACACCGCCACGCAGACCCGAGGGACGGCGGCAGCCCCGAGGGACGGCGGCAGCCCCGAGGGACGGAGGCACGACCGCCACGCAGACCCAAGGGAUGGCGGCACACAUUGUUGUAG